Molecule: messenger RNA, 312 nt
Organism: Habropoda laboriosa
Lineage: Eukaryota; Metazoa; Arthropoda; Insecta; Hymenoptera; Apidae
Product: cytochrome c-like
Exons: 2
Coding region: 1-312 (103 amino acids)
Molecular function (GO): electron transfer activity; heme binding
Source: RefSeq, a predicted model, not a curated record
AUGGGAAGUGCAUCUAAUGGAAAAAUGUUAUUUAAGAAAAUGUGCGCGACGUGUCAUACUGUUAAUAAAGAUGGCCCACACAAAAUGGGUCCAAAUCUGUAUGGAAUUGUAGGAAGAACCUGCGGCUCUGCUUCUGGAUUCAUGUACACUGAAUCGAUGAAGACGAAAGGUGUGAAAUGGGACGAGAAUACCCUAAGCGAGUAUUUGGAAUUUCCCAGACAGUUCAUUCCUGGGACAAGAAUGGUGUUUACCGGUAUCAAAAAGGAGCAAGAUCGUAAAGACAUAAUUGCUUAUUUAGUGACGUUGAAAUGA